Molecule: messenger RNA, 1056 nt
Organism: Daucus carota subsp. sativus
Lineage: Eukaryota; Viridiplantae; Streptophyta; Magnoliopsida; Apiales; Apiaceae
Product: ethylene-responsive transcription factor 2
Exons: 1
Coding region: 98-874 (258 amino acids)
Biological process (GO): ethylene-activated signaling pathway; regulation of DNA-templated transcription
Molecular function (GO): DNA binding; DNA-binding transcription factor activity
Source: RefSeq, a predicted model, not a curated record
CCUAGAAUUAAUCUUCUCUGUUCUCUUUUCUUUCAAGUGUUUCAACACCCAACAACAUAGUAUUCAUACACAGUCUUAUAUUAAUAUUCAGUUAGAUAUGUCUGAAAUAUGUUUGCCGGUUUACAAUAGAAGUUCGAGUUUUAGUAGUUUGAUGACUUGCUUAUCAUCGGAUACUUGGGGUGAUUUGCCGCUCAAAGAAGAUGAUUCUGAAGAUAUGGUCAUCUAUAAUUUCUUGCGUGAUGCGGUUAAUGUUGGAUGGACGCCGUUUGCUUUUACAGCGAACGACGUUAUUAAGCCCGAGUCGAGCAGUCAAAUUAAACGUACUCAGUAUAUCCCGUUAAUAGAACAGACCGUGAAGUGUGAGCUGGUUGAUGAAAUUAAGCCGGUUGUGGUUAUUAGUACGGCUCCAGCUGCGGCUUCUAUUCCUACAACCUCGGCUCCGGCUGUUGUUAAAUCGGCUGAGCCGGCUUCACCUCCGACGAAGGGAAGGCACUAUAGGGGUGUGAGACAAAGGCCGUGGGGGAAGUUCGCGGCGGAGAUAAGAGAUCCGGCUAAGAACGGCGCGAGAGUGUGGCUUGGAACUUACGAAACGGCGGAGGAAGCUGCUUUGGCGUAUGAUAGAGCGGCUUACAGGAUGCGUGGCUCAAAGGCUUUGUUGAAUUUCCCGCACCGAGCCGGCUCAAAUGAGCCUGAUCCGGUGCGAAUCACCGCUAAGAGGAGAGCUUCUCCUGAGCCGACGGCUUCGAUUUCAUCGGCUUCGGGAAGUGAGUCUUCAAAGCGUAGAAAGAAAGGCUUAGUAGCUGAGAAAGCCGAGCCGGAAGUAGAGAGCCAGAUAAAACAAAUGCCAGGUGGGGAAACCUUAUUGGUUAGCUAGAUUAAUAAUGUGAAAUUAUUGUAGGGGCUGUUUGGCUUGUGUGUGACCUUGUAUAGAAAUGAAUAUUUUCAAUUUUUGUUUUUCUUUUAAAUUUCACUUGCCAUUAAAGGGAGCGUGAAAUCUGGGGCUUGUUAAAGCGCAUACUUCCAGAAGAAAUGAGACAAUAUUAUAUUGUGAUCACA